Molecule: messenger RNA, 872 nt
Organism: Periophthalmus magnuspinnatus
Lineage: Eukaryota; Metazoa; Chordata; Actinopteri; Gobiiformes; Gobiidae
Product: GTPase IMAP family member 9-like
Exons: 2
Coding region: 16-855 (279 amino acids)
Molecular function (GO): GTP binding
Source: RefSeq, a predicted model, not a curated record
CACAGAAACAACAACAUGUCUCACUAUUGGAUCUCAAACAUACUGCUGUUCCUAAUCAUAGCCUGCACCGUUCGAUCUGAUAUUUGGUCUGAAGGUCUGAGGCUGAUUUUGGUUGGUAAAACUGGAUCAGGAAAGAGUGCUUCUGGAAACACUAUUCUUCACAAGAAUGCCUUUGGAACGAACAACUCUGCAGAGUCUGUGACAAACAACUGCCAAAAGGUAGAAGAAAAAGACCAUAAUGGUAGACUCAUUACCAUUGUAGAUACUCCAGGGCUUUUUGAUACACGCAAAUCAAAUGAAGAACUGAAAAAUGAAAUCGAAAACUGUGUAAUUGUCCAGUCUGUUCCCGGACCUCAUGCCUUUCUGUUGGUGAUCAGUGUCAAGGCCCGGUUCACAGAAGAGGAGAGAGCGGCUGUGAAAUGGAUUGAAGAUAAUUUUGGUUCAGAUGCCACAAUGUACACAAUACUACUGUUCACUCACACAGACCUGCUGGAGGACAAGACUCUGGAGCAGUAUCUUAGUGAGAGUGUCAAUCUCCGGAGACUGAAAAACCAAUGUGGUGGGAGAUACCAUUCAUUUAACAACAAGCGUCCAGAGAACAGGGUCCAGGUGGAGCAACUCCUGGAGAAGAUAGAGAAGAUGGUGCAGGAGAAUGGAGGACAGUAUUACACCAAUGACAUGUACAAGGCAGCGCAGAAAAAACUUGAGGAUGAAUGGUGUAAAUAUAUACUUUCUACCUUUGCUGGGUGUUUUCUUGGGGGAGUUUUUAAACCCUGGUUAAUCCCAGUAUGUACUGCCAUGGGCCCAAAGGUUUAUGACUGUUUUAAGACCGCUUGGAAAAACUCUGGACUUUAAAUAUCAUACACCUAUCC